AAGAGUCCAGAAUCGUAGAGCACUCGCGCCAAUUCUUCUCUUUGUAGUUGAUUGUUAUUGCAUUCGCAAGAAGGGAGACAAAAUUUUGCUUAAAUGUGAUUAAAUAAUUACUUAAAAUUACGUGUAUACGACACUUGACAAGUUGUAAAGUUAUCAAUUUGAAUUUAUAAUAAAAAUUGGAUUAAACAUUAAAGAUCUGUAAUUAAAAAAAUGUUUUCUUUACAGGGAAUGUUUAUCGUCAGCCUACCGUAUGGAGUACUCCAUGGAGGCUAUUGGGGUAUCUUCUCACUCCUCUUUGUUGCCUAUAUCUGUUGUCACACAGGAAAAAUCCUCGUCGCCUGCCUCUACGAGCCAAACGAGAAAGGAGAACUGGUACGUGUACGAGACAGUUAUGUCAGUAUUGCACGGACUUGCUUAGGUGACAGAUGGGGCGGCAAAAUGGUUAAUUGUGCUCAGAUCAUAGAGCUGCUUAUGACGUGUAUAUUGUAUGUCGUGCUCUGUGGCGAUCUAAUGAUCGGCAGUUUCCCAGAAGGUCCAAUAGAUCAACGAUCCUGGAUGAUGAUCUCUACCAUGUUUUUACUGCCAUGCGCUUUUCUCCGCAAUUUAACGGCGGUUUCAUGGCUGAGUUUCUGGUGCACUAUGGCUCAUCUGUUGAUUAACGUGGCCGUCCUCGGUUACUGCUUCUAUAAGGCACCAGAAUGGGUAUGGAGCAAAGUGCAGUUCAGAAUUAACAUCCGUAUGUUUCCAGUAACCUUGGGAAUUGUCGUAUUCAGUUACACUUCGCAGAUAUUUUUGCCUACACUAGAAGGAAAUCUGACAGAUCGUUCUAAAUUCCAUUGUAUGUUGAACUGGAGUCAUAUUGCUGCCGCCUUAUUUAAAGCCGGAUUUGCUUGGGUAGCCUUUCUCACUUGGGGAGAUCAGACACAAGAAGUCAUCACUAACAACCUACCUACUAAAGGCUUCAAGUUAAUUGUCAAUCUUACCCUCGUUAUUAAGGCGUUGUUCUCUUACCCGUUACCCUAUUAUGCAGCCGUUGGAUUAUUGGAAUCGGCCUUCUUCAAAGGUCCUCCAUACACCAAAUUUCCAGUGUGUAUCGCAAAAGAUGGCGAAUUACGGAUUUGGGCAGUGACGUUAAGACUGUUACUUGUUAUUGCGACAAUGUUAAUGGCUAUAAGCAUCCCCCAUUUCGCUUUGUUGAUGGGUCUAAUCGGCAGUUGCACCGGAACCAUGUUAUCCUUUGUCUGGCCCUGUUACUUCCACAUGAAGUUAAAGUGGGAUACAAUGAAUUGGUAUAAUAUAAGUUGGGAAAUUUUUAUAAUUUGUAUUGGUUGUUUCUGUGGUGUGAUUGGUAUCUAUUAUUCAGCUUCAGCCUUGGUGGAUGCAUAUCACAUUCCAUUACCGUAUGUACCCCAACAACCAGUCUGAACGCAAAUAAUGUAACGUAGUAACUUCAUUUCUUGUCGUUUACCCGUGUUAGUAAGUAGCUGGUGAGGAGAAUUCUUUAUAAGACGAAUGGUAACAAGUAGCCAGGAUGAAAACAUCAAGAAUAACAUAGAAAUCUUCCAAACAAAAAAUUUUAUUCAAUUAUUCCCAAUGCCAAGUAUGUCUUCCAAGAUCUUCAGUCACUUUUUAAUCAUAUCAAGGUAUCGCCUGGUGCCUACAUCUACGUCUUCCUUAGAUAUAUCCAAAGUUGCUGAAUUUGAUAUCUGGAGUAAUUGUUACUUAUUUAAUAUUCGAAUGUUUACUGUUAAACAACAGUAUAUAUACACACAUAUAUAUAUAGUAACGGGUAUUUUACGAAUAGGGCUAUAAUUUUUGAUUUAAAGAAAUAUUUUUAAGCUAUAUUAGCUUUAUCGUACAUUGGUAGAUUAUAUUUCUCGCAUUAUUUUCCACUUUAUGCUAAAAGUCUUCCAUAUAAUAAGCUGUAACAUUGUAUCUAUAAUCCAUGCAGCCUAAGUUUGACCUAGUCACAAGAGGGCCAAUCAUUAAAAAGCACACGAAACAAACUCAAAAUGAUUAUCUUCGAAUUCUAAUUGAUUUUUUAAAAUCAUAAUUAAUUUUCCAUUACUUUUCAACGGAAAAAAAUAUAACUGACUUAGCCCUUUAGCGGUCAGGUCAAACUUAUAAUUGAGCGGAGUAUAAAUGUAUUUAUUCUGUGAUAAACCCAACAAUCAGAUUCAGCAGCAUUGUUAAAAUUUUAACUAAAAAACAAGAUGUCUUCCAGUACAGUGCCAAAUUAAGGCAUACGUGUAUUCAUUAUCUGAUAUAGGUCCAGUAUUCGCGUUAUUUUAUUGAUGUGCGCUCUAAAAAAUGAUAUAUUUACACCCUGUUCGUUAUUAAAAGAUUAAACGAAUGUUAUAAACUAAAAUAAUUGCAUAUAUAUAUAUAUGAUAUAUAUAUAUAUACAUAUUCCAGUUUUAUAUAUCUAGUCAAUAUUGUAUGUCUUCCAAAUAUAGUCAGCUGCUUAUCGAGGUAUUGCACUAUUGCAAUAAGAAAAAUCAUUACAGAAAUGCAAUAUUGCACAUAUAUGUAAUCCAGGAGAGAUAUUAGGGAUUAAUUAAUUAAAUAAUUAUUGCACAAAUAAUCAGUUGCACCAUACGAUAACAGCUUUUGGGUCUUCCAAUUGGGAACAUUUAAGAAAUGUUCUUUCGUGUGCGCUUUUAUUUCGAUAUAUUUAUAAAAUAUAUUUUUAUAUUCUUAAUUUAUGCCUUUAAAAAAUAUUUAUUUAAUUAUAUUUAUGCGAGAAAGUGAUUUAAUUUUCUAAAAUUCGUAUUUAAAUAUUCGAAAAUGCGAGACGAUCCCGAAGUUUUUCAAGGUGAAGGUUGAAGCACCAAAAUUGAAAGGGUAUAUGCGAAAGAGAAUGAUAUAUACGGUAAUUAUUAGUCCAUAUUUUUAACACCAGUGUAAGUGCGGCGCUGCAAUUUACCGGGCUAAGCAAUUUCGUAAUAUUUCCAUUUGGAGUGGCAGUAUGGAAGCUUGUGUGCUUCCAUCGAGAGGGUCUAGAAUCGAAUCUCGCUCAGAGGGGCUACGCUCUUAUUCCUUUCACGUAGCUCUCUUAUAGAAUAGGGGACGUAGAGAAACACAAAUUUCAUAUUAUUCAUGUUACCAGAGCGUGUCGACUGCGCUAUAUUUAAAACUGUGUUAAAUAUACUACAAAAUCAAAACAACAUACCCCAAGUAAGAAAAAUCAUUAAGUUAAAAUUAGGCAAAUUCUGGUUAAUCAGCAGAGUGACUGCCCUAAAGAAACAGCGCCAAAUUUCCCCUAGUGUUAAAAAUAUGAACUAAAGUCAUAUUCUUUCGCAAAUAUCUAUAAAUUUCCCAAAUUAGUAUAAAUAUAUAGGCCUAUAAGUAAAUAUUUAUAAUUUUCCCGAACAAAUAGGAAAUUAAUAAUGUUAAAAUAAUUUUUAAAAAUUAAUAUAAAGGAUAAUAAAUGUAGAAUUUUAUAUUUAUUUCUCUAUGAAAUAAGUAUAAAGUAAAUAUGAGAAAAAAUAAACAACACGAACGUUUCAAUCGGGUUACAAAGGAAAUCUUCUUCUUUAUAGUCAAUGUAUUCAGAGAUAAUUUUCAAAUUAUCUUUAAUUACGUUAGAGCUAUAAUGAUACUGUCUGGUAGACCAAUUGAUUAUAAUAAAUCAGGAAGAUAAUUAUAUAUUCUUUUAUGAAUUUUAUGUAUGUUUGGUUAAGAAAUUCCUUCUUCGAAUUUGAUCAAUUUUCCUGAUUUUUGUUACAGAAGCGUAUUAAUUUAUGUAUUUUAAUAUAAUAAAAUUUAUUAUAGCACUGUUACGUAUACUUUUUAAAAAGGUUCAACGUUCUGUAGAAAUUUCAUUUGUGUUAUCUGUUUAAAAAUAUAUAUAUAUAUAAAUUAUUUACACUUCAUACAAUCACCCCCACGCGACGCGACGCGACGCGACCAAGCGCAGCACCGUACAAUAGACACAUUUAACCAAUUUAUUAAAGGAAAUUUAAUUAGAAACACCCCAGAAACCGAUAAUAAAGUUAAUUUUUAGUUA
Molecule: messenger RNA, 4009 nt
Organism: Centruroides sculpturatus (bark scorpion)
Lineage: Eukaryota; Metazoa; Arthropoda; Arachnida; Scorpiones; Buthidae
Product: vesicular inhibitory amino acid transporter-like
Exons: 1
Coding region: 211-1425 (404 amino acids)
Biological process (GO): amino acid transmembrane transport
Cellular component (GO): vacuolar membrane
Molecular function (GO): amino acid transmembrane transporter activity
Source: RefSeq, a predicted model, not a curated record